Messenger RNA from Solea solea (common sole), 7500 nucleotides. It is a transcript of the gene baz1b, whose product is annotated as bromodomain adjacent to zinc finger domain, 1B. The transcript has 21 exons. Gene Ontology annotation, molecular function: histone H2AXY142 kinase activity; protein binding. Gene Ontology annotation, cellular component: WICH complex. Bases 671 to 5455 code for a protein of 1594 amino acids. Gene Ontology annotation, biological process: chromatin remodeling. The record is from RefSeq and is a predicted model, not a curated record. Lineage: Eukaryota; Metazoa; Chordata; Actinopteri; Pleuronectiformes; Soleidae.
CUGCCGGGGAAACGGAGUUCUGACGGAGUAAGGAAUUGUACCGGUGCACUAGAAACUCCCGCCAUUUCGACCAAAAAUUAACCUCUUGGUUGAUCGAUGUUACUUUUUUUUUUUUAUGAGGCUCACUAAGGCUGUUUUCUGACUAGGAGAGAAAUCGUGAAGACACCCGAUUAAAUAAACGACAAAAGGCCGGGUUUGUACAGGCUUUGGGGACUGACUGCACAGCGCGCCAGAUCUCCCGCUGAGCCGAGCUUCGUCUUUUGCCGCGAGUUUGAUUACGGUGUGGUUUUACACCCUUUCAUGUUCAUCGAAGGAUAGAAGUUAACUAACUAUAUCAAGAGAUCGCCCAACUACCCGUUUCCAUCAAAGGCAACGUGUGUGACCACUUCAGUGACAGUGCAACUGGAGGAGGAGAGAAGGAUGCGAUGAGGCGACUGGCGGCAAGAAGCGCACUGUUAUUGUUUUGCAACGACAUAGCCUUCCAUCCUGCUAGCUAGCCAGCUAGCUGCUACACGUUGGGAGCCGGGCCUGCCGGCUGUAACGUGAGCCCUUCUAAGAUACAUCGGGACACUUGGAUACAUGCGAAGGACAUAAUAUUACAAAUUAUUGUACAAACUUUGCUAGAAGGUUUGAUUUUAGCAUUGGCAACCGUGUCAUCUGUACAUUUGAAAUGGCACCGCUUUUGGGCCGGAAACCUUAUCCGCUGGCUAAGCCGCUAGCCGAUCCAGCAGGCCCGGGAGAGGAGGUCUACAUCAUCGAGCACACCAAGGAGGCCUUCAGGAACAAAGAGGAAUAUGAGGCACGUGUACAGAGAUAUAAUGAGCGCGUCUGGACAUGCAAGAGCACUGGAAGUAACCAGCUGACGCACAUAGAAGCAUGGGAGGAGGAACAAGAAGUUACAGAACUGCUUCAGGAAGAGUAUCCCCAGUGGUUUGAGAAGCCAGUCCUGGAGAUGGUCCAUCACAACACAGUGUCUUUAGACAAACUGGUUGAAAUGGCCUGGGUGGAAAUCCUUACCAAGUACGCUGUCGGUGAAGAGUGUGACUUCAUGGUGGGAAAGGACAAAAGUUUGCGAGUGAAGGUGAUGAAGAUUCACCCUCUAGAAAAUCCAGAGGGCGAGACCACGGAGAAAAAGCUUGAAGGUGCCUGCGACUCUCCAUCCAGUGACAAGGAAAAUGCAAGUCAGGAAAACCAGCGGAAGGAGCCUCCGCCCAGAGAGGAGGAGAACAGGAGGGAGAGUCUCAGUGACAGAGCUCGACGCUCUCCAAGGAAACUUCCCACUGCCACGAAAGAGGAAAAGAAGAGGUGGGCAAUGCCCAAAUUUCUUCCUCAUAAGUACGACGUGAAGCUCAUCAAUGAGGAUAAGGUGAUCAGUGAUGUUCCAGUAGACAGUCUUUUCAGAUCGGAGCGCCCUCCAACAAAGGAGAUCAUGCGUUACUUCAUCAGGCACUAUGCUCUGAGGCUAGGCAUGCAUGAAAGUGCUCCCUGGGUCGUUGAGGAUGAACUGGUCAAAAAGUUUAAUCUCCCCAGUAAAUUCAGUGACUUUCUUCUUGAUCCACACAAGUUUUUAGCAGAAAAUCCAGGGAAGCGCAAGAGCUUAGCAUCUCCAGAGGGUAAACCUAGAAAGAAGAACAAGUCCUCUGACACACCAGGAGAGGAUUCAGGAAACGAGAAGGGAGAGAAGAAAAGGAAAAAGAAAGACGCCUUAGGCAUGCCUCUUAGUCCCACCAUCUGGGGCCACAUGCAGAAAUUAAAAAUGAACGGUUCUCCACUCAAGGUUAAGAACUCAGGAAGUCCUAAGAAGGGAGAAGGCAAAGGCUCUGCGCCCUCCACUCCGAAACCAGGCAGAAAGUCUGGGGACAAGAAAGAAGGAAAGACAACUGGAAAGAGAGGUGAUAAGAAGCUUGGUGUGCUCAAAGCCUCUAGAAAGGAUGGUAAAGAUGGUGCAAAGACACCAAAGAUGAAGCAGAUGACUCUGCUGCAUCUGGCUAAGAGCACCCCUGCUGGUAGCCCCAAGAAGAGAGCCCGAAGUACCAGUUUGGGUACACCUAAACUGGGGAAACCCCUGCACCCGAUGGCUCUUCAUCUCCUCCGCUACUAUAAGGAGAAUAAGGGAAGAGAAGACAAAAAAUGCACCCUUUCCUCUCUCAUCACCAAGGCUGCAAAGACGUUACCCUCAGAUGAUCGUGGUCGUCUUCCAGAGGAGCUCCGGGAGCUGGUGCAGAAACGCUGGGAGCUUCUGGAACACAAGAAACGUUUGGCAGCCAUGACCGAAGAGGAAAGGAAAGAAGAGAUAGAGAAGCGGCGUAAGGAGAUCAAAGAGAAACAUCUAGAGAAGGCCAAGGAGAGACGCGAGAAGCAGAUGCAGGUUCGUCUCGAACAAUUGCGUAGAUACGAAGACCAGGAGAUCGACGGUGGCAAGACCAUACCCACAUUCAAGCUUGUAGACAUGCCUGAGGGUUUGCCCAACACUCUGUUUGGCGAUGUGGCCAUGGUUGUGGACUUCCUUCACUGCUAUGCAGGUCUACUGAUGCCAGAGGAUCAAUAUCCAAUUACUGCAGUGGCUCUGAUGGAAGCACUGGUUGGAGAACGGUCCGGUUUCCUCUACCUGAACCGUGUGCUGGUGGUGCUGCUCCAAACCCUGCUGCAGGAUGAGCUGGCAGAAGGCUACAGCGAGCUGGACAUGCCCUUAUCUGAGAUCCCUCUCACCAUGCACUCUGCGUCAGAGUUGGCCCGGUUGUGUCUGCGCCCGUUUGAUGCUCAUGAUGAGGAGAGUGGCCAGGGCUCAGAGGCCUCUGGGCCAAUAAGCAGUUUUGAUGAUGUGGUAACCAGUGAGUUCCUGGAGAAGCUUGAGACCGUCGAAGUGUUUGACCUGAGUGCCGAAGAGAAGGUCACACUGCUGGUGGCACUGUGCCACCGCAUCCUCAUGACCUAUUCAGUGGAAGAUCACGUUGACGCAAUGAAGCAGCGGUCGGCCGAACUGUGGAAGGAGCGUGUGGCAAUGUUGAAAGAAGUCAACGAGCGCAAGAAGGCUGAGAAGAAGAAGCGAAAGGAGAUGGAAGGUGAAAAGAAAAAAGAGGGUGGUGUUAAGAAGGAGGUCAAAAAGGAAGUCAAGGUAGAGCCAGAGCCAGAACCCGAGCCAGAGCCAGAGGACAUGAUCAGCACAGUAAAGAGCCGGCGGCUGAUGUCCAUGCAAGCCAAGAAAGAGAAGGAAGAGAUGGACCGGCAGAAUAAAGAGCGUAUGGAAAAGGAGGCCGAAGAGGAGCGGAUGCGUAAACAGAGGGUUAAUGCAGAGAGAAACUUCCAAGAUGGAAUCACCAAAAUGAAACUAGUCAUGCGCCGGACCCCACUGGGCACUGACAGAAAUCAUAACAGAUACUGGCUUUUCUCUGAUGUUGUCCCGGGUCUGUACAUUGAAAAAGGCUGGGUGCAUGAAGCCAUCGAGUACAACUUCACUCCUCCGCCCGAAGAUAAACCUGAGCCUGGGGAGGAGGAAGACGAGGAGGAAGAGGAGGAGGGGGGUGAUGUAGCCGCAACUCCUCUCUCACAAGGUGUAAUUGCCUUGGUAAAAGGAGCUGAAAAGGAUGAUGGUAGCAUAGAUGGUGCUAUUGGUGAUGGAGGCCAGCAGGGAGCAGCAGCAGACGUCUGUAUAGAAACCACUUUUCCCAAACAGGGACAGAAUCUGUGGUUCGUAUGUGACAACCCAGCUGAGUUGGACCAACUCGUGGAAAGUCUUCAUUCUCAGGGGGUCAGAGAAAGUGAACUGAAGAAAAGGGUACAGAACAGAUAUCAGGACAUCCUCCACUCCAUCCAUAUGACCCGUAAGGGCAAAUUGGCACUCAGAACCUGUGAUGGCCAGGAAGAGCUGCUCAAGUACCUGCGCAGUGACAUCCAGGAGGUUGCCUCAAGGCUCCAGAAGGGAGGGCUGGGAUACUUGGACGACGAUGUCAACAUCGAAGAUCAGUUGAAAGACACUGAGAGCUUGAAAGACUUUGGUGAGUAUAUCAUCACUAUUCAGGCCUCCGUAAUCAAGAAGUUCCUGCAGGGAUUCAUGGCUCCAAAGCAGAAAAAGAGGAAAAAGCAAGGAGGGGAAGAAAGCAGCAAGACUGAGGAGGUUGAUGAUGAGAAGAAACUGGCCGAGGAGGCAAGGGUAGCCACAGCAGUAGAGAAGUGGAAGACCUCGAUCAGAGAGGCGCAGUCGUUUUCCCGCAUGCAUGUGCUGCUGGGAAUGCUGGACGCUUGCAUAAAGUGGGACAUGUCUGCUGAGAAUGCUCGCUGCAAAGUCUGUCGCAGGAAAGGUGACGAUGAGAAGCUUAUACUCUGUGAUGAGUGUAACAAGGCCUUCCACCUGUUCUGUCUGCGGCCGGCCCUGUACCGCAUCCCUGAUGGAGAAUGGCUCUGUCCGGCCUGUCAGCCAACUGUGGCCAGACGUGGCUCUCGCUCAAGGAACUACAAACAAGAUACAGAUGAAGAAGAGGACGAGGAGGAGUCUGAAGAGGAGGACUCAGAUGAAGAUGAUGAGGACGAGGAGGAGAAUGACUACAAAGCCAUGGGUCACAGCUUGAGACCGAGGAAGAAGAAUAAGCAGUCUUCGUCUCGGCAGAAAAGUUCUAAAAGUAAAACCAAGGCCCAGUCGUCGUCCUGUAAUCAGAGCAGUAAACAGAAGACUGGCCCCAACAGCCCUGUGGACAUUGAAGAACUGGUGCGACAGAGUUCCCAAACAGGAGUACGCAGACAAGCGCUGGAGUUGGAGAGGUGUGAGGAAAUCCUCAAGAAACUGAUGAAGUUUCGUUACAGUUGGCCUUUCAGGGAGCCCGUUUCCACAGAAGAAGCAGAGGAUUAUUUGGAUAUAAUCUCUCAGCCCAUGGAUUUCCAGACAAUGCUGGGGAAGUUCGGCCAGUAUCGUCACGCCCAAGACUUCCUGGAAGACGUGAAACUGGUCUUCCACAAUGCAGAGGAGUACAACCAGCAAGGCAGCACCGUGCUCUCCUGUAUGGUCAAGACCGAGCAGACCUUCACCGAGCUGCUCCAAAAGCUGCUGCCUGGCCUCAGCUACCUCCGCCGGCGUUCGCGCAAACGCAUCAGCCAAACUCCUGCGUCAUCAUCAGAGGAGGAGGAGGACGAAGAAGAAGAAGAAGAGGAGGAGGAUGAGGAGGAGCCAAAGAAGAAGAUGCAGAACGGCAAGUCCAUCACCAAGAAACCCACACAUGGUCGAGGACAGAGGGACGAAGAUAGUGAGAGUGAGGAGGAAGAUGAGGAGGAUGAAGGCAAGAGGAGAAGUAAGCGGACCUCUGCCACCUCAGGAAAGAAAGAUUACAGGGAGCAGGACAGCGAUGGCGAGCGGGACACACGGAGAACUCGUCAUCGGGGAAGCCGGGGCAAUGCUAAAGGGGCGACUAGUGACGAUGACCGGUCCAGCCAGCAGCGACAUUCCAAGCGACUAAAACGCUCAUGAAGUCCAGGGUGCUUCUUUCUUUCUUUUUUUUUCUUAUUGCUUUAAAAAAUAAUCUGUCCCACUCCUCCUUUUAAAAAUGAAAAAGAUAAAGACACCUCCACCCAAACCUCUCCUCCUCCCACAGGCAGCAAAACUCAAUUCUCAGAAGGACUUUUUUUUGUGUCAUUGAAUUUUUAUUUUGAGAGAAGAAAAAAAAGAGACAGUAAAACUGAUUUAUAUUUGUAAUGUUUAGUAUUGGUGAUGUUUUUGCUCAGCCAAGGUGGGGAUGUCCCUAUAGCUCUUAAAACUCUGAUUCAAUUUUAAAUUCCAACCUCUGUUCCCCCCCACCUCUCAUACACCAGGACAGUGUCAUCGGAUGUCGGUCUUGAUUCAUAGUCGUACUUCACUGGAGUGUUUCAGAAUCUCAGUAAAUCCAGCUGUACGAUCUUUGUCCCAGUCAUAUCUCAGUUACAAGUCGCAGAGGUGGUGGAAGUCUCCUCUCUGCUUAGAAACGGCACGAUGGCCGAUUGUCACCAGUAAAUUGCUCUUUCUACAAAUCAUAUUGUCGCCGCCACGUUUAUCUUUUGUCAAAUGUAGAGGUAAACAUGGUUUUACUCGUUGUAAUAGUCGUUUUCUAGUCGGAUGCUGGGUUGACGAUCACAUGUGUAGUUGCAUCUCUUAAAUACAAAAAAAGAAAAAAAAAACAAACAAAAAAACUUUCAUCCCAGCUCUUGGUGCCAAGAUUUCUUUUUAUUUCUUUUUCCAAAACGAGGGACCUGACUCGUUCUCUCAUUGUUGGCGUGUAGAGUUGACCAGCCUUUCCUCCUCAGUAGUGCCCUGCCACUUUAAAAAGAACCGGUACCUCAAUGCUCCGUCAGUUUGCACUCCUCCCUGUGUACAGUGCACCUAUAAAGCCAGCAGCUGCAGGACAACACGUUAUUACAAUGAUGUGCAUAAACAUUUGUAAACAGUGUUUAAAACAACAAAUGUGAUGUUUUGUUAAGGAAAAAAAAAAAAAACGGGCAUUCUUUUGAAUAUUUGAUAUUUUUUUGCACAUUUUAUUUGGAAUUGUAAAUGAUGACUUGUUAAUAACACCUUAGUUAAAUUGUUCAGGAUUAAGCAGGACUCUCGAGAACAAACCGUCGCUCACUUGUACAUUUUUGUAACCAGCGCCUAAUGUCCUCCGUCAUUCCUUUAAUGAGGAGUUAGUGACAGUGACUCCUCGGAGGGAACUGCAGGGAUUCCUCGUCUGGUCACUAGGUGGUGCUCUUCUUGAGCUUUUAUCCAAACACUACAGUAAUACUGCUGUGUUUGCUGGACGGCUGGGACACACGACUGCCACUGUCUUGUGCUCACACUGUCCACUGAAGCAGUUGACCCGGUGUGUUUACGGCUCUGCCACUUGUUUUGUAGUAAGUGAAGAAUGGGCUGCAGCAAACACGGCAGCAGUCACCGAAACAAAACCUUUUGUCUGCAGUCAGGUUUCCAUCGCACUGACAAGGCAGUGGUCGGUUUCUCCCUCUUCUGUCUCUUCUGUGCUGUGCUGUUCUGCUCUCCUGUGUUUAGUUAGUGCUGUUAUCAUCAAAAUGUCACUGAUCUCCUGAUUUCAUUUGCCCCCCCCCUCCCCUUUUUUGUUUUUAAGUUUGGCUUUGUUCCUGACGUGCUUAGCAGUUGUUGCGUUCACUGUUAUGAUUGUUCAACAUCGCAAAGAACAAGCAAACAUUGACUGCCCCUCUCAAAAUGAGACCUGACUGUAAGUGAUUUUUCUUAAUCCUUGGAGGAACUGCAAAAGUCUUUUACACCUUUUUUAUAUAUAUAUAUUUAUAGUCUCUAAAGCUGGGGGUCGGGCAGGUUUGGAGGAUUUACAUGUAAAGAAUUUCCAAUAAAGGCUAUAGUCGAAGACCGUAGUUCUCCCUGUUUUGUUUGUGUUGCGUUGACGGAGCACUCCCGGGUCAGAGAGACAGACAUCACUGCCAUCUGUAAAUCUAUGAACAGGGAGGAUGACGGGCUAAUCAUGACCACUGACUGAUGUCUAAUUUUACUUUUUAAUAAAAAUAUCAAACGUU